CUAGGGCUGCGCCCAGCGGGGAAUGGCGUCCGCGCAAGGCGGUCCGCAGGGGGCCUGUGCUGGGUCCUGGGCCGGGGUCGGGAGAUUGGCGGUUCGCCGGGGCCGGGGGUCGGGACAGGCGGGUCCGCUCGCGGCCUCUCGCUCGCAGCGGCGGCUGGCGCCGGCGAGGUCCGCGAGGAGAGGAGACGCAGCCCCGCGGCCGGAACGCUCGGCUGGACGGCGGCCCGGGCCCCCGCCCCUGCUCAACCGGCGCGAUGCUCUUCUCGCUCCGGGAGCUGGUCCAGUGGCUGGGCUUCGCCACCUUCGAGAUCUUCGUGCAUCUGCUGGCCCUGUUGGCGUUCUCCGUGCUGCUGGCGCUGCGUGUGGACGGCCUGGCCCCCGGCCUCUCCUGGUGGAACGUGUUCGUGCCUUUCUUCGCCGCUGACGGGCUCAGCACCUACUUCACCACUAUCGUGUCUGUGCGUCUCUUCCAGGACGGGGAGAAACGGCUGGCCGUGCUCCGCCUCUUCUGGGUCCUCACAGUCCUUAGCCUCAAGUUCGUCUUUGAGAUGCUGUUAUGCCAGAAGCUGGUGGAGCAGUCUCGGGAGCUCUGGUUCGGCCUCAUCACCUCUCCGGUUUUCAUUCUCCUGCAGCUGCUCAUGAUCCGCGCCUGUCGGGUGAACUAGACCCGCAGAGUGGCGGGGAGUUAGCGCAGGAUGGCUCGAAUGCCAGGACAGCUAGAAUGCGGGAUCCCAAGCCCAGGUCCCACUUCUGCUGCUCCAGAGGAGAGUGUCUGAAGGCAACACCUGCUUGUGUCCUGCUGAGUGCCCGGUUUUCUUUGUACUGAUCACGUCAGAAAUUGUUUCCACUGGUGGUCCUAAAAUGUAAUGCUUGUUUCAUGCUUUGAGUUGCAAAUCCUAAAUUGACCUGAGAAGGGUCCCAGGCCAGGCUCCUCUGACAGUUGGAAAUUGCAUCCAAGUAAAAUGUACUGAUGAGAUCUGAGGACUUUCUGUGGAUUCUGGGAAACUACUCCCUGUCCAAAGGCUGGAAAGCUGGACACAGGGAUUUCUUCUGGGCAGAAUUCAUUAAGUGCUUGCAGUCUAAAGAUUGUCUAUGAGCUUACACCUUUUCCUCUGUGUUCCAGCGGAGGGGGUCCUUUCUUCAUUCCAGCCCAGGUAGAGACAGGAAAUAUGCCCGUAAAGGGCAUGAUGGAAACCCAGGCGCUGGACAUCUGUCACCUGGGGAAGGAGCUGCUUUCAGGGCGCUGCUUGGCUUCCUGUCCCAGCAAACAUUGCCGUUCCUCGGCUUUUCCACCACUUUGUGGCCGGCGCUGUUCGCACACCAGAGAGGAACUUAGGUUUUGUGGGACCGGAGAGAGGGGCUGGUGCACUGAUGCUCAUAAGCAUUGAGACGUGCAAAUGUGAAGUGUGCAAGUGGGCCUCUGGGCCCUAGAAGCUGACCCUCUCCAAGUCAUGUCUGCCUGACAUCUUUCGUUUGAAGCCAGUCAGGUGCCAAAGGAGAACAUUUGCUGAGAUGAAAAUAAAAUGAGAAUGUUUUCCUGAAACGAA
Choloepus didactylus (southern two-toed sloth) is the source of this 1547-nucleotide messenger RNA. It is a transcript of the gene TMEM203, whose product is annotated as transmembrane protein 203. The transcript has a single exon. The record is from RefSeq and is a predicted model, not a curated record. Gene Ontology annotation, biological process: intracellular calcium ion homeostasis. The coding region runs from base 255 to 665 and encodes 136 amino acids. NCBI's taxonomy places the organism in Eukaryota, Metazoa, Chordata, Mammalia, Pilosa, Megalonychidae. Gene Ontology annotation, cellular component: endoplasmic reticulum.